UUACUGUUAUUAGCCUCUGCGUACUAAACACUCCGCGCAUUAGUCUGACCAAUAUAUAGAUAAACACACGGUGACUGUGGUCCGAUGUUAUGCGUGAUACCGCGGGGAUAAACAAUGAUCUACUACACUGAAAAAGAAAUCAAAGAAGAAAUCGACAAGGGGAAAAUCUUAAUUCUAAGUGAAGGAAAGGUUUACGAUGUGACGGACUUCGCAGAUAGGCACCCAGGAGGCCGCGAACACCUGGUCAAACAAGUUGGAAACGAUGUUACACAACAAAUGGAAAGUGAAACUCCCCAUCACCAUAGUUUAGCAGCAUACACGAUUCUUAAAAAAUAUUGCAUUGGAAAUUUAAUGCAGAAAAAUGGAGACCUCAGACAUCGGAAUGGAACAGUAAAAAGAAAUGGAACAACAACAAAUGGAACAGUUAAUGGAACAGCAAAUGGUGUUGCACAUAGCAAUGGAACCGUCCACUCAAAUGGUCACAGCAGACACCAUGAUAGUUCAUUUCCAGAUGAUCCAAUCAACUGGGACGAACCUAUUCUUUUCCAAGUUCCCAAACUAGGUGACCGUUAUUUCGAAUGGGUCCAUCGGCCAAUAGACGGUCAUCUACGACUGAUGAAGUCGGAUAUCUGCGAGUCUUUUUCUCAGUGUCCGUGGUACAUGGUACCCAUGGUUUGGAUCCCCGUUGUAAUGUUGUUAUUGUACACUUCCUAUACCAGUCUAAGAGAUGAGCCAUGUUCCUUCGCAGUCACUUUUUCUGAAGACUAUAACUUAAGCAUUCCAAUAACCUCCUACCACCUGCCUUUACUGUAUAUAGUUGGGUUCUUGCUGUGGACAUUAGACGAGUAUGUUAUUCAUCGCUGGUUGUUCCAUUUAUGCCCUCCCUCCAAAUACCCGGUGAUCGUCAUACUUCACUUCCUGUUUCACGGCCAGCAUCACAAGGCCCCCAUGGACAAAAUGCGGCUGGUGUUUCCCCCCCUCCCCGCGGCCUCCCUGGCUCUAUUACUCUACUCCGUGUACUGCCUGUUCAUGCCCUACACAAUGGCCCUGGCGGUGUUUGCGGGGAGCAUCAGCGGCUAUAUUGUGUAUGAUAUGAUACACUACUAUCUACACCACGGGACACCUUACGGCAGUUAUUUUAGGGCACUUAAACGAUAUCAUGUAAAACAUCAUUAUCUGGACCAGCAAAAAGGUUUUGGGAUAUCUUCCAAGAUGUGGGAUUACCCGUUUGGUACCCUGAUCAAGGAAUAAAGUCGGUCUGCUGAACCUUAUGGGCAGACAACUCUGCUAUAUGUCUCGGACCUCUUCAGCCCCUGUGUUAUGUUAGGAGUGAUGGUUCUCUCCCUUAUCUCUCACUCUCUCUCUCUCUCUCUGUUGUGUACAAUGUAACGUGAAUUACUAUACUAUAUCAAUCUGUAACAUAUACAAAAUACUCCAUAUAUUCCGGAAUCUUUGCAAGAAAAGAAGUGCUUUUUUUUUGGUGGAUUUUUUUUUCUUGUUAUUUUUUUUUUUCAUUGUAUUCAUUUUAAUUUUUUUUUUCAAGAAAAGAUAUUUGAGAAUCAUUUUUUAAUAGUUUUUCCUUUUGAAUUUUAUAUCUGAAAUCCUUUAUUUAUAAUUACAACUAAAGAGAGACAACUCCUACACAUGUGAAGAAAACUACCUCAUGCGCAUAAUGGAAAUACAUCUAGGAUUACUAAACAAUUAACAUGAAUGAUAAUUCCUUUCUUAAAGCAAAAAAAAAAAAAACAUAUUUGCUUGGUAUGCAAUUAAAGUUUUCUGUAACAAUAUUUUAGAUCUGAAAAAAAAUAUCAUGUAUCAGAAAUUGUCUCAAAAGUAUGACCCAAUAAUAAUUUCACUGUUUUUUUUUUUUUCACAAAAUUUCCCCUUUAGAAUGAUGAAUAAAUGCAAACUGAGUUUUUGUGGUCUGAAUAAAAACACAUUUUUAAGUAUUGAUUUUCAUUGAUUUUUGCUGGUUAAAGAGAAUUGGAUAGAUCUGUAUGUUGUAAUUUUGAAGGUGCAUAUCUCCUGGGCCAGUUAUUCCAAAGCAAUAAUGAAAAACACAAUCAGUUAUUAUGAAGUCAGGAUGCAAAUUAAGGCACAUGUACAGUAAAAUUUGACUUUAACAAAAUUCUAAGAAAUAAUGAAAAUAAUGAUCAUAUCAUAAUAUGCUUUAUAAUGGAUACAUCAAUUUAUUUAAACAUUCUGCUUUAGCCUAAGUAAGCAUUUGUAUGUACAUGUAAUGUGUUAUAAUAUAUAAUCUUCUGCAUGUAACCACAUAUUUUGAAAGUCACCUCUUAUGCAAAGAAGAAUCUUGUAAACUACAUGCAUAAUGUUUUAAAUUUAUCACGAAAUACAUUUGAAAUAAAUUUUUGCAUCAUAUUUCCCUUAACUUGGGAUCAAUAUAGGCUGUAAAUUUGUGUUUAAAAAAACUUUUUCUUUACUUAGAUUGCAUAGUACCAUAAUAUAUACAGGUAUAUCGGUUCAUAUAUGUUUGAGUCAAGUUUUACUUUAUAUGAUAUUAUGUGUAAUUAUAAAAUUUUCUAAUUUUCCAUUUAGUAUUAUGCCAUCUUUAUUUCUAGUCUUGUCAUAGAAAUGCUAUAUUUACUAUUUUAUGCAUCUCAGAUCCAUAUAUAACAUUAUUUAUAAUUGACUUUUUCUUUCAUGAUGCAGCUAUUGCAGAUUCAUGCAUUAAUUAAUUUAAUCCCUCCAACCUUUCCAUUUUUUUUUCUUUUCUUUUUUUUUUCUUUUCAAAGAAUAAAUCAUGUCCUGAAAAUCCAAUUUUUAACUGCUCGCCUGAAGAAAUUUUUGGUCCAUUAAAAAAGAUUUGAUGUCCUGAAAAAUAAUCAUUCUGUCUUUUGUCAUCCCAUCUGUUCAUCAUAUCUAGUGUUCAGAAUUAAAAAAAAAAAAACUACAAAAUGUGUACAUAUGUGCAAUUAACCCUUUCACAAUAGCUGUGGUAUUUCUCUUUUGCAAAUUGAUAUAAUUUGGCCCUAUUUUUUUUUGAAAGAUAAAUAAAUGGCAUAGAUUAAACAAUUGCAUCUACGUCAUACUUCACCAAACUAUUUGAAUUUGUCCUAGCUGCAAAAGAUUGAUGCCAUAGUUACUGCUAGAUCAGGGGAUUUAUAAUCAUUUAAGUAGAUAUCACUGUCAAAUCUGGCUGAAUUCAAUCACUCUCAGAGUAUAUAUAUGUAAACAUAUCAUCUUUCGUAUUAUUUAUUGUUGCAAUGCUUCUGAUAUUUGUGUUUUAGCACCAGUGCAUCUCGCGCUGCACAAACUUUUAUUUCUGUGAACAGAGACGUACCAUAUGAAUUAUUUAGAUAUGUAUUUGUAUUGAUGAGUAGCUCAAGAUUUAUUUUGUAUCUAUAUUAGAUCUACUAGUGCUUUAAUUUUUUAUUCUAUUUUUUUUUAGUUUACAUGUAUUUUGUGUUUAGCAUUUAGUUUGUGAAAAAAAGCCAACAUAAUAUUUAAGUGUAGCUAUGUAGUUUUCUUCAUUUUGGGAACAAAUAGUUCGACAAAAACAAUGUAUGCAAUUCACAGAAAAUCUUCUUCUUUUUUUAAAAUAUUUUUUAGUUAUUUCAAAUUUGAAUUUUUAUUUAUUUAUUUUGUUCACUUCUUUUCAAUACUUAAGUUCAACAUUGUUUUUUGUUUUUUUUUGGUUUUUUUUUUUUUUUUCAAGCAGACUCAUAUUUCGAGAUCAUUAGAAAUAUUAAUACCACAAAUCCUGCAAAUAUUGUUUUGUUGAUUUUUUUUUUGUCAGUAGUUACAACUUGUUGAAUUUUCCCCAUUCCCAGAUAUAUUGCAUUAUGUUAUAUAUUUUUACAACCAGUUGUUGGAGAUAAUUGUUAUUAAGACCUAGUUUUCUGUAUUGGGACUGAUAACAGUUUGUUCCUUUGUCUUUGUUGACUCCAAUUGUUACUGAUCAAUCUAUUUUUCUUUCUCCUUUAUAUCUAUAUCAAACAGUCCUCUGGUUAUUUUUCUGUGUGUGUCUUUUGUUGAGUGUUUCUGUUAGCAUAAUAUAGACCACCAUAUACUAGUAUAUAUUGUAUGUAAAAGGGUGUGUGUUUAUUUAAUUAAAAAAUAAUUACUAAAAAAUUGGUGUUGAUUUUUAUGCCCCCUUCUAAGGUCAAGUUGGAAUUUGGUUACAAUUGUAUCAUUUUUGACAGAGUCAUGCCCCUUUGACUCAAAAAAAUUAUUUGCAGUUUCUGUUCUUUUUCUUUGUGGAUGUUUCCAAGGUGUGUGUGGGGGGUGGGGCAUAAGUGUUCACAAACAUCUCUUGUUUUUAUGGUAUACUAGUAAUUUCUCUUUACAUGUAUAAGUACGUUAUGUAAGUAAUAAACGCAAUUGUUCUGGAUUUGAUUUAAUCUUGCCUUUUGCUAUUGAAGUCCCACCCUAAACACCAUCUUUUAAAUAAUUUUCUGUCUGUAAACUUUUUACAUUUUCGACUUCUCCUCCAGUAUCACUGGGCCGAUUUCUACCAAAAUUUGCAGAAAGCAUCCUUUUGAGGAGGGAAUAUGAAGGGCCGCGUCCUCUUUCAAAUGGAGACAAUUAAGAAUUAUUGAAAAGAACAGGGGCGUAUAAGGCGUUGUAUAUCCCCCACUGGGAGCAAUGAGGACAAAAGAAUUUCAAUUUAAGUUAGAAUAUUAAUUUUUGACUAGUAUGCAUUGUUUUUAGUGUAAAUUUUACGAUGGAAGUCAAUAUUGUGCUUUCAUUCUAUAAACACGACAGGUAUUGGUUUCCAAAUUAAGCUGCACAGCGUUUUAUGCCGAAAUUUUCAAUCAUUCAUUGUUCAAAAUUGCAAAAUUUAGGUAUGAAUGGGUCUCGACUCCAUUCUAAAAGUACUUUUAUUUAAAGAAUAAUUCUAUAUUGAUUUUUAUUAUUGAUUUAUUAAAAUGAAGUCUAGACCCAUAAUGUGUCAAAUUCGUGGUUUUCACCAAAAAUGUUUACUUUAUUAAUUAUUGUCAAACAGUUAAAUUUAUUCACCCGUACUCUAAUUUGUCAACGUAGCUCACUAUGAUAGUCGGAGGCUCGUAGUUCAUCCUUCUGGAUGGAGAGGGUGUUCGAAUCGUAUAGAAGGCGUUUUAUUUUUUAAUUCAUUUGCUUUUAAGUAAAAUAUUUUUUGCUUUUUUAUUGGAUUAUUAUAAAAAAAAAUGUAAUACCAUUUAUAUAAAGACAACAAUUACGUAAUGUUCAUGUUCUGUUCACACAAUGUAGGGUAAAAGUAGCGCUAGCACAGAUAUGAGAUCAUGCUGUAAUGUUUAGAAAGCAACAAAUAAAAAAGGAGAUCAGUACCA
Magallana angulata is the source of this 5291-nucleotide messenger RNA. RefSeq names its product fatty acid 2-hydroxylase-like. The transcript has 7 exons. Gene Ontology annotation, molecular function: fatty acid 2-hydroxylase activity; iron ion binding. The record is from RefSeq and is a predicted model, not a curated record. Lineage: Eukaryota; Metazoa; Mollusca; Bivalvia; Ostreida; Ostreidae. Gene Ontology annotation, biological process: fatty acid metabolic process; lipid biosynthetic process. The coding region runs from base 115 to 1251 and encodes 378 amino acids. Gene Ontology annotation, cellular component: membrane; endoplasmic reticulum.